AUGUAUACCGAAAGCCCAGCGAAAGCCAGGGAGCCUCUGGCACCUUCGGCCCAUUCUGCGCCUACCAGUGUUGCCGAAGCACCAACAACUGAGCAGAAAUCGCUGCGAUCAGUUGUAACAACCCCCAACGUCCCAGAGACAGAUCCGAAGUCUGAUAAACUUGACUUGCCGAUGGCACAGUCCGAUGUGGUCAACCUGAAGGCCCAGAUGGAAAAUCUCCAGGUGAAAGCCACCCCUGAAACCCUCACCCGCGCCCAGCAUCGCACUCUCCGGUUUGGUAGGGCGAGGCAGCCUCAGAAGUUCGAGUGGCCUGAGUCAUGGGCGUACAGCCCUGAGGACCCAACGGCGCACCACAUCAACAUGAUGAGGGGCAGAGAGGCCGACGAAAGGCGUCGCCCUGGGGGGACUGUUUUCAACAAGGAAGGGCCAAUCACCCAAAUUUACGCCAGGCAGUAUUUGCCAGGCAACAGCGACAAAGUUAUCGUUGCAUUCACCAAGCCGACAAGCGAUGAGGACGGCACAACCUUUGCCAAAUACGUUGAACUUGACAGCGAGGAGGAGGCCACAGCCCGAGCCGAAGUAUACACCCCCUUUGUCGUUGGUGAGCUGCCUAUUAAGUUUGUUGGUAGAUUAGGGUGA
Messenger RNA from Clonostachys rhizophaga, 639 nucleotides. NCBI's taxonomy places the organism in Eukaryota, Fungi, Ascomycota, Sordariomycetes, Hypocreales, Bionectriaceae. The record is from the annotation of a GenBank genome assembly.